AUGAAGAAAGCAAGAGCCUCCAAAAUGCUGAAGGUGAAGAAAUCAUCUCGUCGGCCUCCACGACGAGGAACCCCCGUCAUCAACAAGAAUCUCCCACUCAAUCAUCCACAACACUCCGAAGAUAUAAUCAUGGAUCCAAUACCAAUCACGCAAAUACCAUUCGAGGACAUCUACCCACCACCAGGUAACCCAUCUCUGCCCCUCGAAUCAUCCUUAACUGAGAACCCACAAUUAGAGUCUCCCUCGGACCCAAAUGCAGAAGAAGAACCUACUGGUUCAGAGGGUAUCUUUGGGGAGUUAAUAGUCGACCUAGACCAAAUCACACACCAACAAGGUGAAGAUUUAUUGACACAUGAAAAAACCCCUGCCAGUGAGGAAGAAAUUAGAAAAUCAGAGUCUAACCCAGAGAUUAGGGUUACGAAUUCAGACACAAUUGACAGUUUUGAAAAGGAGCUAGAUGAAAUCCCUACCGAAGUAAGAAUAGAUGAUCAUGAAACAGCCCCAAAUCUCACCCCAAGUAACCUAGAUGACCAACCAUCAAAAGGAGAUAAUCCUGAUGAAAUUCUAAGAAAAAGAAGAAGAGUGGAUCCGUAUGAAGGAGCUGACCCCAGAGCUAAAAGGCCAUACCAGGGCAAGUCACAAAGGAAAUACACAUCAAAGGAAAAGGGAAAACAAACAGCAGAGAUUGAUGUUGAAACCACACUUCCAACAUCCGAUCUGCUACCACCUCUCAACAACCAAUUCCAAGAUAAAGCCUCAAACAAUCUGUGGCACAAAAUCUCACUACGAAAAAUCAUCCAUCAAAAAUUGGUCAGUCUGGAGAAUCUCAAAGAUGGAGAACACAUCAUAGAAUUCCUGAUUCAAGGAAGAUUACUAGACAUAGUCACAAAGAUUGAACCUUUUGAAGAAAAGAUGAUCCAUGGAUUCUAUUGCAAUCUCAAAGGAGAAUCAUCAGUCCCAUCAAGCCCUUUGUAUGGAAAAGUAUAUCUAAGAGAAAAAUACUAUGAUUCUUCCCCCGAUGUUAUAAAUGCCAGUUACAACACCCUUAAACAAGAUGAUCAGUUCAACCACAAUGGGGACAUCAUAGCUCAGGAGAUCACAGCUGGAAAUGUAGUUCUUGAAAAGAAGAAUAUUAAAGCUGCCUGUUUGACAAGCAAAUAUGCCAUUCUACAAAAAAUAUCUCUGUCAAACUGGAUGCCCUCCUUACAUGAAAACACUGUGAAAUGGAGCUUGGCAGAAUUGUUAUACAAAGUAGGGAAAAAGGUCAAAAUCAACUAUGGAGAACUGGUUCAUCAACAAGUCAUAAACCUAGCUGAAAACAAAUCUCCCAAGGCCUCUCUAAUCUUUCCAAACCUAAUUCAAACCAUCCUCACCAGACAAGGUCUAAAGACUACCAAGAAAAAGCUCCAACCAAUCAAAGCUCUGAAUGUGUCUGUUAAACUGAAAAAGGGAUCUCAUCAAAAUGACCUGAGAACCACAAAUCCAGAAGAUGACCCCAUGAACAAUGAAAUCCUUCGAAAAUACUUCCAGAAAAGACUCAAUGAACUGAACACAUCUGAAAAGAAUAUAAAACAGAGACAAUUGAAAAUCCAGGAAGAAAAAGUUGAAGUACUCAAAUGGCUGACAGCCUUAGGAGGAAAUAAUGAAGAAGAAUCUGAUCGGGAGGCUAAAAAAUCUCAAGGAGUAGAUGCUGAUGAAGAAAAAUCUGAAGGGGAGAUUGAAAAGUCCCAAGAAGAAGAUGCUGAUGCAGAAGAUCAAGAAGAAGAGAGUCAAGGAGAAGAACAGGGUAUUGAAACCCCAUAA
Messenger RNA from Ipomoea nil (Japanese morning glory), 1803 nucleotides. RefSeq lists its product as uncharacterized. Lineage: Eukaryota; Viridiplantae; Streptophyta; Magnoliopsida; Solanales; Convolvulaceae. The transcript has 2 exons. The record is from RefSeq and is a predicted model, not a curated record. Bases 1 to 1803 code for a protein of 600 amino acids.